CUACUCCCUUGUGGCCCCCAAAAGACGACACCCACACGGGACCAGAGCUGAUUACAUAAUACUCUACAGCAUCUGGCCACUAAGUGUUGACACUCUCUGACGUUCUGCCCAGUCGCUGUUUUGAAGUUCGUCCUCAGUGCAGGUCAACAGAGUAGAAACAGCUGUAGUACCAUGGCGGCCUUCCUCCAUCACUGCCCCUUCCUGAAGUCCGCUCCAAAGCCAGCUUUAAGGAGAACCGGAGCCUCCCUCCUGUCUCUGGCGGACCAGUGCCCCAUCAUCGCCCGGCAGAUCGCUGUGGUCGGCCCGGGAUCUCUGGAGGCCAAGCUGAGCCUCUCGCCCAGCAAACCCAAGAGUCCCCAACGUCUCCUGGUGGAACAGAGGAGGCUGUUCGCUCAAACCGCCGUUCAGGUGGCCGUGGCCGCAUCGAAGGAAUGCCCGUUCGUCACCUCGCAGAUCGGGAUGGUCCGAGCCAGCCCUGAAGUCCAGGAGGACGUUAAAGAUGGUUUGAUGACGUCUCUGUUGAAGGGUUUAAAGGAUUCAGUGUUGCCAACAUCAGCUCAGUCCAACACUGUCACCCAUCUCCUUAAAGACAACAUGGUCGGACCCUGCUACGACUACGAUCUCUUCUUCACUGAGAAGAUUGCUGAGAAAAAGAAGGACCACACUUACAGGGUCUUCAAGACGGUGAACAGGAGAGCCAAGGAGUUCCCUUUCGCCGAGGAUUACUCCGUCUCUGGGCGGGAGGGCUCCCAGGUGUCCGUCUGGUGCAGCAACGACUAUCUGGGAAUGAGCAGGCACCCACGGGUCCUCAGUGCCAUAAGUGAGACCCUGGAGAGGCACGGUGCAGGAGCAGGUGGGACCAGGAACAUCUCAGGAACCAGUAAUUUCCACGUGUCUCUGGAGAGGGAACUCGCCCAGCUGCACAGGAAAGAUGCAGCUCUGGUUUUCUCCUCCUGCUUCGUGGCAAAUGACUCCACCCUCUUCACUCUGGCUAAGAUGCUACCAGGGUGCGAGUUCUACUCCGAUGCCGGGAACCACGCAUCCAUGAUUCAGGGCAUCAGGAAUAGCGGAGUCAAACGCUUCAUCUUCCGCCACAAUGACAGUCGCCACCUGGAGGAACUGCUCCAACGCUCGGACCCCAAGACACCAAAAAUAGUGGCGUUUGAGACGGUGCACUCAAUGGACGGUGCCAUAUGUCCUCUGGAAGAGCUCUGUGAUGUAUCUCAUCGUUACGGAGCCCUGACGUUUGUCGAUGAAGUUCACGCUGUGGGCCUCUACGGAGCCCACGGAGCUGGAGUGGGCGAGAGAGACAACGUUAUGCACAAGAUCGACAUUGUUUCCGGGACCUUAGGUAAGGCCUUUGGGUGUGUGGGAGGCUACAUUGCCAGCAGCGCCGCCCUGGUGGACACGGUGCGCUCCUACGCAGCCGGCUUCAUCUUCACCACCGCCCUGCCCCCAAUGGUCCUCGCCGGAGCCCUGGAGUCUGUCCGGGUCCUUAGGAGCCGCGAGGGGCAGGUGCUCCGCAGAAACCACCAGAGGAAUGUCAAACAAAUGAGGCAGCUGCUGAUGGAUAAAGGCCUGCCUGUUGUCAACUGCCCCAGCCACAUCAUCCCUAUAAGGGUGGGUAAUGCUGAACUGAACAGCAAGGUGUGCGACAUCCUGCUGGAGAGACACAACAUCUACGUCCAGGCCAUCAACUACCCCACGGUGCCUCGUGGUGAGGAGCUCCUGCGUCUGGCCCCGUCCCCUCACCACAACCCUGACAUGAUGGACUACUUUGCGGAGAAACUGGUGGAGGUCUGGCAGGAAGUGGGUCUCCCGCUCAACAGCCCAGCCACGGCUUCCUGCACCUUCUGUGACCGUCCACUGCACUUUGACCUCAUGAGUGAGUGGGAGAAAUCCUACUUCGGCACUAUGGAACCCCAAUACAUUACUGUGUCUGUGUAAUAAGGAAGUACACGUUGCACAGACAUGCAUUAAGUGCGCAUAAAUUGAUUGCUAUAUGACGCUACUUCAGGCGCACAGACAGGAUUGAGAAUGUACUGACAUUAGGUUUUAAUAUUAAUAUAUUAAUAUCACUAUCAUGAAGUAAUUACAGUAAAUUAUUUAAGUUUUCCUGUAAUCAAGCUUACUAAAUUUGUGUUUGAUACCCUGAAUAUGAUUAAAGAAAUGCUUUCUCUAUUUUAAAAGCAUCAAACCUGCACAUUUGACACUUUUUGAAAUCUCUUAUCUAGGUGUGAUGGUUUGAAUUUAAAUAUGCAGUAAGAUUUCAUACAGCAUAACAUGUAAUCAUAUCACAAUAAUAAUUGAUGUUAUUGCCUUUUUCUCAAUUUCUGCUGAUGUUUGAGUCACAAAUGUAUGAAUUAUAUAUGCAAACAUAUCUGAUUGUGGUGUUAAAUAUCUACUGCCCCCCUCAUAUUAAAUAUAUUUAAUGCUAACAAACAUUGUUAGUCUUGUAGAUGUAAAAUGAACCUGGAAGACAUGAUAUGAACUGUCCUAUGAAACAUGAAAUAAAAGUUAGAUGGUUCCUCUGGUAAA
Molecule: messenger RNA, 2538 nt
Organism: Mugil cephalus (flathead mullet)
Lineage: Eukaryota; Metazoa; Chordata; Actinopteri; Mugiliformes; Mugilidae
Gene: alas2
Product: aminolevulinate, delta-, synthase 2
Exons: 10
Coding region: 172-1947 (591 amino acids)
Biological process (GO): erythrocyte development; heme biosynthetic process; hemoglobin biosynthetic process
Cellular component (GO): mitochondrial matrix; mitochondrion
Molecular function (GO): 5-aminolevulinate synthase activity; pyridoxal phosphate binding
Source: RefSeq, a predicted model, not a curated record